CUUUGGUAUGGUAUUGUAUCUAUGCUUUCUAUGUGCCUCCUACAUAGGUUCACCUAAGAACUUACGAUCUUCGGUGACAUUUGAUUGGCUGAGACGCUGAGCCAUCUGUCGUGAAAUGUCGCCGAGGUAGAAGUUCGGAUGCAUGCGAGGCAAGUCUCAGUCAUUAGCAUGUGUGCAGAAGCAGGUCAAGUAUAUGUUCCUACAAAUUGGGUCUCUGGCGGCGAUUCUAUUCUGUUGUACAAGAAAAUCAAGAGCUUCCUUACCAGUUAUGGGUUUCCCACCUCUGUCUUCUCCACCUUCCAUCGCCAUCGUCGGAGGUGGCCCAGCAGGCCUCACCUUGAUGCGAAUUCUUGAUGUUCACCUUCGCGAUAUUGAUCCGUUGCGAAACCCAAAAGUCACCAUAUUUGAGCGAGACGCAAAUCAGCACUCGCAAACUGAUCAGAUCGGCACCCUGGACCUGCACACCUAUACCGGACUCGCGGCCAUGAAAGCUGCAGAAUUGUUUGAGGAGUUUCAGAAGCAUGCUCGAUACGAUGGUGAGGAACUGGUCAUUGCCGACAAGAAUGGUACGGAGCUAGUUCAUAUGCAUGCUGGAAAAGGCACAACACCAGGAGUCGAAGCGACAAGACCGGAAAUCGACAGAGCCACGCUCAUGGAUAUCUUGCUAGCCAGUGUCGGCACACAUCGUAUCAUCUGGGGUAAGAAGCUCACAUCUGUGACGGAAGACAAAAAGCUGUGUUUCGCAGAUGGAUCGAUCUUUGGACCUUACGAUCUUAUCGUGGGUGCUGAUGGCACAUGGGGCAAAGUCCGACCUAUCUUGACCAGCGUGAGGCCACGCUACUCAGGUAUCUGUGGAUUCGAAAGCCUCAUUGUGGAUCCAGACAUCAAACACCCAGCCAUCGCUAAAUUGUUCGGAAGAGGGGCCUACUUUGCGUUCUCUGACGGCAAAGCCAUGAUGGCCCACAGGUUGGGCAGUGGUAACAUCAAGCUCAACUACUGGAUUAAAUCCAACGAGUCCUUCCAUUCCGAUGUCAUGAAGCAGUCCGAUGGUCAGGAUGACGUACUUCGAGAUACGUUACACGAUCUUUAUACAGACUGGCUACCAAUUCUUCGGAAAUGCAUCGAUGUCAGCCAAAGGUUCAAAUCAAGAGCUCUCUACGAGCUACCUAUCGGUGACAGAUGGGACCAUAGACUGGGAUUUACUCUGAUGGGUGAUUCGGCUCAUCUGAUGACCCCGUUCUCCGGCAAAGGUGCAAAUGCCGCAAUGAGAGAUGGCCUGGACCUUGCUGGUGCUGUUAUUGAGAGCUUGACGCAGGACAAGUCUCUUGAUGAGUGUAUUAAGUCUUACGAAGAGCAGAUGUUUAUGAAGAUUGAGGAGGUUCAGAGUUUGACGAUGAUGAACAAACAAGGAAUGUUCCGAGAUGAUGCUCCGGUAGGGUUCAUGGUAGAUAUGAUGGACGUCAUAGCUAAGGCUAAAGGCAAGGACUUGAACAAAGGUGUUUUAGCUUGGAUCCCGGUCAAGAAGAUGGCCAGACUGGUGGCCUGGGUUAUUGUUACAGCUGGCGCUUGGAAGCGUAGAUUUACUGUUCUUUGAUCAGCUGCAAAUCUGCAAUCACAGAUCUUCCUCCAACCGUGGGCGAAAUAAUGU
Aureobasidium subglaciale EXF-2481 is the source of this 1648-nucleotide messenger RNA. RefSeq lists its product as uncharacterized. Bases 143 to 1594 code for a protein of 483 amino acids. The record is from RefSeq and is a predicted model, not a curated record. Gene Ontology annotation, molecular function: FAD binding. Lineage: Eukaryota; Fungi; Ascomycota; Dothideomycetes; Dothideales; Saccotheciaceae. The transcript has a single exon.